AUGGACAUCGUCCAUCUCGGCCGCGCCCUGCUGUCCAAGCUACCGCAGCUCUCAGCUCUCGAGCACCUCCGGCUGGAGCGUUCAGGGCUUCAUGGCACCAAGAUUGCUUUUGCAACAACUUACUGUCUUCGGUCGGUGCACUUGGACAACGUCUUUGCCUUGGGCUCGGACCGUCUGGAGGCGAUCACGAGGAAGCGCUGCUGGCUCCUAGCGGCCCAAGAUCGCAAGGAAGACUGCGGUAUCUGGAGUCUCCAUGCGCUGGCCGAGCGCUUGUGGGAAGCGGAUGAGCCUACCAAAACGACCCUGGAGCGCAAUCUCUUGACGCUCGCUAGCCGCAUGACCUGCCAGAAGGUCGCCAUCGUCUUGUCGGGACAUGACAGCGGCGAGGAAGGCCGCAUGGUGCAAACGACUGCAUGGGCGACCGAGCGCGCGCUCCUGCUCGUGCUCUCAGUCUCGUCGCUGCUGCUCGUGACCGUCUACCUCAGCGCGUCGAGCACAUGGCUGCGAAAGGACGUCUAUCUCGGGCGGGCGACGCCCUUUGCCGACGUCGUGGCCAUGGCGAGCGAACGCCACCUGACGACCGCGACCGGCGUCCGCUGGGAGCUCUCGUUCUGGGAGUACUGCCUCACGUCCCACGUGGGCGCCAACUCGACGACGAUCUGCACGCUGUGGAAGGAGGCGUGUCGCCACGCCGACUUGCAUCACUCGCCUGUCUGCGACGCCAUGAGCUCGCUCCAGAGCCUCGGGUUCCUCUCGCUCACGCUGUCCAUCUCGGGACUCUACGUCGGGUACCGAACGAUCGCGUACAACCCGCUCUGGUGCCUCGCGAUUCGUGCGCUGCAGCUCGGCUUUGACGCCGGCAUGCUCCUCGUGACCUUCCCGCUCCUUACGCCGAGCAGCAUCUUCCCGUACGGCCUCGAGGUCGGCGAGAGCAUGUACUACUGCGUCGCCAACAUGUGCGCGUCGCUCGGCAUUGGCGGUGCCGCCGUGUUUGUCUUCCUCCGCAACCAAGCCGCGCCGCGCGACGAGUACGUGCUCUUCCGCACCACCGACGAGAGCGAUGAUAACGAGGACGACGAUGGAGACGAUCGCAACGCUCUCCAUGGCGCCUAA
This is a messenger RNA of Saprolegnia diclina VS20, 1113 nucleotides long. RefSeq lists its product as hypothetical. The coding region runs from base 1 to 1113 and encodes 370 amino acids. NCBI's taxonomy places the organism in Eukaryota, Oomycota, Saprolegniomycetes, Saprolegniales, Saprolegniaceae. The transcript is spliced from 4 exons. The record is from RefSeq and is a predicted model, not a curated record.